AAGUGGGCGUCUCUGUCACAUUCAGCAGUUCAUGUUAAACAUGUAACCAGGAAAGAAACACUCAGAGCUCAUCUGAACACACAUCGAGAGCUUCAGAAGAACUGAAUCUACUAACAACAGAGAAGAUCAUUGAAUAAGAGGAGAAUGAAGAUCAUCUGGACUUUCACUCUGCUGAUGAUUCCUGGUGUUGUGAGCUCCAUCAGUGUGACAGGAUAUUCAGGAGGAGGAGUCAUCAUCACAUGCAGAUAUGAUAAAAAUUAUACAGCAAAUGCAAAGUAUUUUUGUAAAGGACAGAAACCAAAUAUACUACAGAAUAAACGGUGCUCUGAUCUCAUCAAGACUGAAGAGAAAGAGAAAUGGGUUUAUGAAGGAAGAUUCUCUCUGUAUGACGACACAAGUGCAGCAGUUUUCAUUGUGACCAUCAGAGAUCUGAGUGAACAGGAUUCUGGGACGUACCAGUGUGCAUCUGAUAUUUCUUUGAGUAAAGAUUCAUACACUGAAGUGAAGCUGAACGUUAUAACAGGUCAAAAAAUCAGUACAGUUACAGGAUAUUCUGGAGGAAACAUCAUUAUAAACUACAAAUAUGACAACAAACCCAAGGAGCCUUUGAUAAACAUCUGUAAAAGUGGAGCAGACCAAUGUUUUAAACCAACAAGCACUAACAGAGCAGCAGAAUGGAAACAUGAUGGACGAUUCACCAUUCAUGACGGCAGUUCUGCAGGUUUUUUGCGUUUCUUCAUUAAAGAGCUGAAUGUGAAUGAUUCUGCAGAAUAUAAAAUUAUGGUUAAAGAUUCUGAAGACCACAGAUUUUUCUCUAAACUGAAUCUGAAUAUUGAGGAUGCUGAUUGUUGUGAGAAGAGCAUCAGUCUAUCAGCUGCUGCAGGAGGAUCUGUGAACAUCAGCUGCAAAUACCCACAAUCCCACAGGGCUCAUGUCAAGUUUGUCUGCAGGAGAUCUGGAUCUGAUCUCUGUGCUGAAGAGACGUCUGUGAAGGAGAACAGAAGAUGGAGCGCUGAGGGACAGAUCCAGCUGUAUGAUGACCGAGAGCAGCAGCUCCUGACGGGAACCAUCAGUCAUGUGACUCAACAACAUUCAGCUGAAUACUGGUGUGGAGUUCAGUCUGAUCAAGGACACAAGAGCUUCAUCACACGAGUCCUCAUCAAUGUUACUGAUAUUCCAAAAACAACUUUACCAACAACAUCAUCACCAUCAUCAUCACCAUCAUCAUCAUCAUCACCAUUAACAUCUGCCUCUUCAUCUUCAUCAUCAGUCAGAAGUUCACUGAUCACAGGAGUUUCCAAAUCAACAGCAGCAGGCUGGUCUCUGAUCAUUCCUCUGGUUCUUCUGGCUCUGAUCAUCACUGGUCUCUUAUUACUGUUUCUCUUUAAGAAGCAUCAGUCUCGAGGCGGUGGUCCGUCAUCUCAGGCUGGAGCAGGAAAACAUGAUCUGGUUUCUGACACUGAUUGUAAUUAUGAGAACAUUAAAGACACUAAGAAGGAAUUACCCACAAACCCCUCUGUUUCUCCUAACUGUGUUUACUCUAUGGUUCAUGAAGCCACUGGUGACUCUCAGAUCUUGAUCUCAUCUGCUGAUGAUCUGAAUUACACUGUGGUGAAUUUCCAGAAGAAAGCAGACUGUCCUGACAGUGUCAGUUUGAGGAAUAAUCAGGAUUACAGUGAAUACGCUGCUGUCAAUCAUCACACUGCCUGAUGAGCCACAGCAGAGAAUCUCAACGAGCUGAAUGCUUUGUUUUAGUGUGUCCACUAGAUGUCUCUGUCAAUUUCUAUUCUCUGAUUAAAUACUUUUGCUGAAAUCUCUCAAAUAAUGCUUUAAAGACAAAGUUGUAAUCUACUGUCCAUGAGUCUUGCACUUUCAUAUGAACAUGUAUUAUCAUCACUUCUCUAUUUAUUAUCUCUCUCUCUCAGAGGAAGUGGGUAUCUCUGUCACAUUCAUCAGUUCAUGUUAAACAUGUAACCAGGUGAAGGAUCCUAAGAUCCUUACAUGCAAAUUAUUAUGUUGUGUUUUAAUUUUGGGUUUGCUUUUAAUUUCAUUUAUAAUAAUUUAUUUACAUAAUCAUUUAAAAAUCAGUUUCUAAUCAUUAGUCAUUUACAUAAUUCAUAUUUAAUUAUUUUUUUGAUUAUUUAAGUAUCAUUUAUUCAUUUAUUCAUAUAUAUUAUUUAUUUAUAUGUUUGUAUAUUUUAUAUUUCUCAUUAUUUUCCUUGCUUAUGCAUUUUCAUUAUUGUUCAGUUCCAUGAUUGUGAGGUUUCAUGAAUUGUUUGGUCUAAGAAAUAGAUAAUGGGGAUGUUUAUGGAAAUUCAAUGUUUAUGAGAUGUUGAAUCCAUUUGAUAUAUCAUUGUUCUUUGAGCUGUACUCCCCAGAUGAAGUUUGAACAUUGAGACAUACUCAACUAAAACUGUUCAAUAAAU
Molecule: messenger RNA, 2426 nt
Organism: Labeo rohita (rohu)
Lineage: Eukaryota; Metazoa; Chordata; Actinopteri; Cypriniformes; Cyprinidae
Product: polymeric immunoglobulin receptor
Exons: 8
Coding region: 145-1710 (521 amino acids)
Cellular component (GO): plasma membrane
Molecular function (GO): transmembrane signaling receptor activity
Source: RefSeq, a predicted model, not a curated record